CGCAUCUCGCCAGGCUCACUUUCGGCUGCCUGGCCCCUUGUGGUUAUCCCUUUUCGGAUCUGGAGCUGCAUCUUUCCAAAGGCAGCAUGGCGAGCAACGACUUUGCGUCCGUCGCCAUGCAGUUCGUGCAGCACUACUACAACACCUUCGACACCAACCGGCAAGCCACAGAGAGAUGAAACGAAAAUGAAGCCGGCCUGGCUGCUGCCACGCGAGCGCGUCUGUUAUCUUGUGUUCUGUUGUUCUGUUGUCCUGCUGGUUGGUUGGUUGGUUGCAUGCGUUUGUGUGUAUGUGUGCAGGAAUGGCCUUGCGCCGUUGUACGGCGAAGCGUCCAUGCUGACCUUCGAAGAUGCCCAAUUCAAGGUGCGGACGGGGGAAGGCGAGAUGGAACGGAAGGUGCAUGUUCUCUUGUGUUGUGGUUUGUGUGGAUGUGUGUCGUGGUGCAGGGCGUGCAGCAGAUCAUGCAGAAGCUCAACUCGCUGCAGUUCCAGCAGGUCGGUGGGCGGGCGGGCGGUGUUUGGGCGGGCAAUGCUGGCCAGCACACACACGAUGGAUGGAUGGAUGGAUGGACUGCGUGUGGAUGCGUGGAUGUGUGCAUCAGAUCCGCCAUCAGGUCAUCAAGGUGGACAGCCAACCCUCCGUCAACAACGGCAUCCUCGUUUUCGUCACGGGUCGGUGAGCGUCCACACACGCGCACCCCCGGGCGGGCGGGCGGGCGGGCGUACCGCGUUAAAUGCAUGAGCACUGAUCAUGUGUGUGUCUGUCUACAUCUAUAUCUGUGUGUGACGGUCAGGGACCUUGAUGGUCGACAACGAGGCGAAUCCCCUCAAGUUUGCGCAGGUCUUCCACCUGCAGCCAAACGCACAAGGCGGCGGAUACUACUGUACGCAACACUGCACACCACAACUGAUACACGCACACACCCAGACCGGUGUGUGGGUGUGUUUCAUUCAGGUUUCAAUGACCUUUUCCGACUCAACAUCGGCUGAGCAGCAUAGCAUACCACCGAUGUGCCCCGUGUGCUGACUGUGGUGCUGGUGGUGGUGUCUUUGUCUGUGAGUGGAGUGACAGAGUAGACAAGACAGGACAGGAGAG
This is a messenger RNA of Vitrella brassicaformis, 1095 nucleotides long. The record is from the annotation of a GenBank genome assembly. Lineage: Eukaryota; Vitrellaceae.